Prunus persica (peach) is the source of this 1361-nucleotide messenger RNA. RefSeq lists its product as uncharacterized. The transcript has 5 exons. The record is from RefSeq and is a predicted model, not a curated record. Gene Ontology annotation, molecular function: protein binding. Bases 36 to 920 code for a protein of 294 amino acids. Lineage: Eukaryota; Viridiplantae; Streptophyta; Magnoliopsida; Rosales; Rosaceae.
GUUCAAGCAAGGGAGCAAACCAAGCGAAGCGAGAAAUGGAGGUGGUGGUGUUACCUCUACCUGGUUCCGGAUCCAAUAACAAGUCCCUCUGCGGCCUCUCCUCCUCCACCGCCGCCGCCACAUCAUAUUUUAGACGACGCCGUAUUGUCGCCAUCACCAAUUCCACCAUCAACGGUUCUCACUCUUCUUCAUCAGCGGAGGCAGAGGAGGACAUCCAGAUUAAGGAGAUCAGGGUGUGCACCAACCGGACUUGCCGUAGACAAGGUUCCUUUCAAACCCUUGACACUCUCACCGCUCUCGCGCCCUCCAACGUCGCAGUCAAGUCCUCCGGCUGCUUGGGCCGCUGCGGCGCCGGCCCCAACCUCGUCGCGCUGCCUGCCGCCACUUUGGUCGCUCACUGCGGGACCACAGCUCGAGCCGUGGAGGUCCUCGUGGCACUAGUACUACUCAGCCGCCGACGAGGAGGAGGUGUUUCGAAUUCGGACGGUGCUAAUGCUAAUAAGAACAUUGAAACAAUUGCAAACAAGAGUUUGGAAGCGCUUGCGUUGAGAAACAAGGCUCGGAAUGAGCUUCUACACAACAACAAUUUCUCCCAGGCUGAAUUCUUCCUCUCUCAGGCUAUAGAAUUAAAACCAAUUGGUGGUAUCCAUAUUAUGUAUAAAGACAGGUCCCUUGCAAGACUGGCAUUGGGCAAUUAUUCCGGGGCUCUUGAAGAUGCUGCACAAGCUUUGGCUUUAAAUCCUCUCUAUCCUGAGGCUUACAUUUGCCAAGGUGAUGCAUUCUUGGCUCUGAACCAAUUUCAAUCUGCUCAUAACUCAUAUAUGGCGUCUUUAGAGAUAGAUCCUUCUCUUCGACGUUCCAAAUCUUUCAAGGCUCGGAUUGCAAACCUUGAGAAACUCACCACUGGAAAUAUGCCUUAAGAUCUGCAAUGUGCUUGGAGCUGUUUAUAAAUCAAUUACAGAGCUUUGAUGAUAAAAGGCAGAGUGUUUAUUCAUCUUCUAUCCAGUUCCUGGAAUUUGAGAGAAGUGUCCAGCCAUUUUUGGCCUUGAUGGUGUGGGUUGUACCACUAUAUUAAAGGAAGGUGGUAAGGAGAAGGAGGAAGAUGAUUGUACUGAUGAAUGGGUCUGCUAUAGGAGGAGCAUUUUUAUCUUUUUCCCUUUGAAUCAAUUGCAACUGCUAUGAUAGUAUGUAUAUAUUCAAAGUUGUAAAAUUUGUAAGGUUUUUUUCGGUUCAUGAGCCUAGCACUAUGUCAUAGGAUUGGUGGGGGGAGCUCACAUUAUGCUGAUGUUACCUGAUUUGGUUGUCGUGUAAUCUACCUUGGACUUUUGUUAUACUAAGGAUCAGUAUCCAUUGUUUAUUUC